Messenger RNA from Cuscuta epithymum, 1181 nucleotides. Lineage: Eukaryota; Viridiplantae; Streptophyta; Magnoliopsida; Solanales; Convolvulaceae. The record is from the annotation of a GenBank genome assembly.
UCCAAAUCGGUGAACUGGGCUAGGCGGCCCAUCACUUUGUUUCACAGACAAAUGACUUUCAAUUUCACACUUUUCUUCUUCAUCUCAACGCCUCUUCUUCUCUUUGACGGUGACUUCUUCCUCUUCGAUUACCUCGCUGCUGGCACAAUCACUCUUCAUCGCAGGAGUUCUCACAAGCUGGUCGUGUCUCCUCACACGAACUAGGAAUACCGGUUGGGCCAACCACUAGAGACUAGAUUGCCGCCGGAACUCUGCCUUUGGUCGCCACCCCGCCUGAACUUCCGCCGCCAGAGUCCCGCCGUCGAUCGAAGGUACUCCACCAGCGCCGCUUCGUGCAUCAAGCCAGGAUUUUUUGGAGAUGAACCAACUUGUAUCAACCACAUCAUAGAGAGAAGCAGUCACAAACCCUUAAUAUGGAGGUCUCUUCAUUGGACCUCUCUGCAGAGAUUAAAGAAAGCAAAGAUGAUACAGAGAGAAAGAACACUAGUAAUGCACCUGAGUAUCAAAGUAGCACUGUGAAGAAGGCAAGGCUGCAUUUAACACUGGGUGCUCUCCUUAAUGAUCCAAUACUAGCUGAUGUGCCAAAAAACCCAUCAUUCUCUGAUGUAGAUACCCUCAUAAGCUUGGAACUUGGCAGUGCCAUGCGGAUUACCAUCCUUAAAUUGGACAACACCUCUGUUGAUGUUGCUGUCCUGAACUCUGCAACAGUUAAGGACUUGAAACAAGCAGUUAGAAAGAAGAUUGAAGAGAUGGAGGAUUCCAACAUGGGUCAUCGCCACAUUUCUUGGAAACAUGUCUGGGACAAUUUUUGCUUAUCAUAUAAUAAUGACAAGCUUCUCGAUGAUGGGGCUAAACUUCAGGAUUAUGGCAUACGGACCAACUGCGUGGUACAAUUUGCUCCCUAUGUUAUGUCAAGAGCCUCACAACGACAUUCCAGGAGUAGAAAACACCGGUUCUUCCACGGUCUUAACAAAACUGGAUGAACUUUGUAAUUUGUAUCAUUUCAUAACAGAGUUAGAUUGGGGAAGAAUGUUUUGCUGUAAAGGUACAAUGUAUUGACUUUUUGUAAGAUUGGGGAAGAAUUUUAGUAGAACUUGUAAAUCGGGAAGACCAAUGCCAUCAAUUAAAGAUUAAAUAUUGAACACCAUUUAUAAAAUAUAUAAAAAAAACCGACUUGACCA